Eruca vesicaria subsp. sativa (arugula) is the source of this 1566-nucleotide messenger RNA. The record is from the annotation of a GenBank genome assembly. NCBI's taxonomy places the organism in Eukaryota, Viridiplantae, Streptophyta, Magnoliopsida, Brassicales, Brassicaceae.
AUGCCUGAAAAACAACUAGGAGUGCUUAAGGCACUUGAUGUUGCGAAGACGCAACUUUACCAUUUCACGGCGAUUCUCAUUGCUGGUAUGGGUUUCUUUACCGAUGCCUACGAUCUCUUCUGCGUCUCUCUGGUUACCAAACUCCUUGGCCGCAUCUACUACUUCAAUCCAUUGUCAGACAAGCCUGGCUCACUUCCCCCUCAUGUUGCGGGAGCGGUCAAUGGUGCGGCUCUUUGUGGAACCCUUGCUGGUCAGCUCUUCUUCGGAUGGCUCGGUGACAAGCUUGGAAGGAAAACAGUUUAUGGUAUCACUUUGAUCAUGAUGACUUUGUGCUCCAUCGGUUCGGGUCUCUCCUUCGGUAACAAAGCCACGGGUGUCAUGACCACCCUAUGCUUCUUCAGGUUUUGGCUAGGAUUUGGUAUUGGAGGUGACUACCCUCUUUCUGCGACCAUUAUGUCUGAAUACGCUAACAAGAAGACUCGUGGUGCUUUCAUCGCUGCCGUGUUUGCAAUGCAAGGUAUUGGUAUCUUGGUUGGAGGUUUUGUGGCGCUUGCGGUUUCUACCAUAUUCGACAAGUAUUUUCCAGCACCAAUCUAUGCAGUUGAUAGGGCUCUCUCAACGCCUCCUCAGGCUGAUUACGUUUGGCGAAUCAUCGUCAUGUUUGGUGCUCUACCCGCAGUUUUGACUUACUACUGGCGUAUGAAAAUGCCAGAAACCGCUCGGUACACUGCUUUGGUUGCAAAAAACUUAAAACAAGCCACACAAGACAUGUCCAAGGUCUUACAAAUACAACUUGAGUUGGAGGAAAUAGCGGCGGAUAUCAGUAAAGACCCCAAACUAAACUAUGGCUUGUUCUCCAAGGAAUUCGCCAAACGUCAUGGUCUUCCCCUCCUCGGAUGUACAUCCACUUGGUUUUUGCUAGACAUUGCCUUUUACAGCCAAAACUUGUUCCAAAAAGAUAUCUUCUCGGGUAUAGGAUGGAUCCCAAAGGCAUCAAGUAUGAACGCCAUCAAUGAGGUUUUCAAGAUUGCUAGGGCUCAGUCUCUCAUUGCGCUUUGCAGUACUGUCCCUGGUUAUUGGUUUACCGUUGCGUUUAUUGAGAGCAUGGGAAGAGUUGCAAUCCAGCUGAUGGGAUUUUUCAUGAUGACUGUUUUUAUGUUUGCCAUUGCAUUCCCUUAUGAACACUGGACCAAACCGGACAACCGUAUUGGAUUUGUUAUUAUGUACUCUCUCACGUUCUUCUUCGCCAAUUUUGGACCAAACGCAACGACUUUUAUUAUACCGGCCGAGAUAUUCCCAGCUAGGUUAAGAUCCACAUGCCAUGGAAUAUCAGCCGCAACAGGUAAGGCUGGAGCCAUCGUGGGAGCUUUUGGGUUUCUAUACGCAGCUCAGCCACAGGACAAGACCAAGACGGACGCAGGAUAUCCACCGGGCAUUGGAAUCAAGAACUCAUUGAUCGUGCUUGGUGUCAUCAACUUCGUCGGUAUGCUCUUCACCUUCCUUGUCCCUGAGCCCAAGGGAAAGUCCCUCGAAGAACUGUCCGGUGAGAAUGAGGUUGGGAAAUGA